This is a messenger RNA of Grus americana (Whooping crane), 4307 nucleotides long. RefSeq names its product BAG cochaperone 1 (gene BAG1). The record is from RefSeq and is a predicted model, not a curated record. Gene Ontology annotation, biological process: protein stabilization. Gene Ontology annotation, molecular function: protein-folding chaperone binding; adenyl-nucleotide exchange factor activity. Lineage: Eukaryota; Metazoa; Chordata; Aves; Gruiformes; Gruidae. The transcript is spliced from 6 exons. Bases 71 to 598 code for a protein of 175 amino acids. Gene Ontology annotation, cellular component: cytoplasm; nucleus; cytosol.
GCGGAAGUGACGCGCUACCGGCGCGCCUCGGGAGGCGCCCGUAGAACGGUUUCCUUGUGGCGGGGGUGAGAUGGCGGCGCCCGGAGCUCCAGUUACCAUCACCGUCACUUACAGUAAUGAAAAACACAGUAUUCAGGUUGCUUCUCAGCAAGAAGAUGGUGAACCUACACUGCAAGACAUGGCUGUACUUAUUGAACAAGUCACUGGAGUUCCAGUUCCUUUUCAGAAGUUGAUAUAUAAAGGGAAGUCUCUGAAAGAAUUGGAACAGCCAUUGUCAGUGCUUGGUGUUAAAAAUGGUUGCAAAGUCAUGUUGAUUGGGAAAAGGAAUAGUCCAGAAGAAGAAGCUGAAUUAAAGAAGUUAAAAGAUUUGGAGAAGUCUGUGGAGCAAAUAGCUAAUAAGUUAGAGGAAGUUAAUAAAGAGUUCACAAGUAUCCAGAAGGGAUUUUUAGCAAAGGAUCUUCAAGCAGAAGCACUAAAACAGCUGGACAAGAGGAUAAAAGGAACUGCAGAGCAGUUCAUGAAGAUCCUGGAACAGAUUGAUGCCAUUCUUUUGCCCCUGUAUGUCUCCAAAAGACUACUUGGCAGCAUCUAUUUCUAAAUGGUGACAUUAAUGCCUGUGUAUGCAUCCCCAUUCUACAGAAGAGCUUCAUUUGGGGCAGCAGCCUGUUAAGACUACAUGAAAUGGGUAUCCUUUACUAAAGUUUUACCCUUUUAGUUUGUCUUGGCAAACUUUCAUGUUAAUCUUCAUGGUAACAGUAAAGGUCUGGAAAAAAAAAAAACAAACCCAAAAAAUAAACCCCAAAAGCCAGAUACACUUUGUAUUCUGUAUUGCAUAAGAACAAGUAGGUCCUGAAGACUGAAGAAUUUUCUGGUCAGUUGUAUGUGGACUGACAGUACUUUAUUUGAGAUGCCUGCAUAUUGAGGACUGCGUUCUUUCUAUGGAAGGUACUGGCGUAUAUCCAAGUGCUUCACAGUCAUUAAUGGAUCAUAACCUUACAGCAUAUUUCCAGAGUAUAAUAUAUCUCUUCCUGUAUCAUGUCAUAGCAAAGAGGUAGGUGAGAAUAAGGGACUUGUGCAGAGAUAAAUAGAAGAUUAUGGCAACUAGGGUAUUUCCUUAUUCUGGUUCUCUGUCUGCUGGGUCAUUCUCUGUAAAUUUCAGUAUAUAAUUAUAUUGGGUUUAAAUUGCGAUAUGCUAAGUAUUUUAAAGUCUUAAAAUUUCCUUUUCUGCCUCAUAUAGAGGAAAAUAUUUUGCUGACAGUUCUUGAGUGCUGUUAGAUGUACAGAGUCUGUGUAACUGGUUCCCUGUUUUAAGUGGCACAUUUACCGUGUUAUCAUGAAAAUAGAUAUAAGAUGACAACUGUUUCAUGUGGAUGGGAUUAAAGCUUAUUUCCGAUCCUUUCAGUUUCUGAUACUAAGUCCUAUUUAGAAAAAAGUCGGUAUUUGUAUGCCGGUGUACGGUUCUGGAACCCAGCAAGCAGCCUUGAAAAACCUUUUCACUGCUUCCUAAUUAAUCCAAACUGAGUUUCCAAAGUUUACUUUUGAUUCUGGUACUUUUUGCAUGGCUUAGAUAAUAACAUGCUUUCUGUUUAUCUCCUUAUCCAAAACACUCUAAAUAGCACUGGACAAGGGACUUUUAGGUUUAGUACAAGAUUUUAGAAGUUUUGCAACCUGCUUACUUCAUGUUUAGGAAAUAAUGGAGUCCCUGUGCCUCAGUUUUGUCUCAUGUGGAAGUGGAGCAGCCAGAGCUAAAACUAAUCAUAAUUAGUAUUUUUUAAUAUUUGGAAUAGUUGCUGUUACUUUGUUGUAUAAGUCUAUGAAAUUGAUGAGCCUCUUAGUUUUUAAAGCAAGAAAUAAGUGAGGGUUUUUAUUACCAGUGAUUGAAGCUAUGUUACACAUACCAAAGUCCAUGUUUAUUUGCUUUAAUAUAUGAAGAAGGCUGUGGGGUUUUGUCAUGAAAACUGAAUUUUUAUUACAUUUCUGUGAAAUCUUGCAGAUAAGAUACGUAUAGUUGAGUGGAAUCUUUACAUAAAGUGCAGCUGUUCAGUGUACUGGUAUUACACCAGAUUAGAUGAACAGGCCAUCAACUUCAUGAGGUAUUACCUAGCUGUACUAUAGUUGUGCAACAUACAGAGGUAGCAACAGAAAAUGGUAAUAAGGUAUGUAUAUGAACAAUAAAUGAGUUCCACUGAAGUAAAGAAUGGUAAAUGGAAAUGUAAAGCAGAAAAGCAUAAAGCUUCCAGAAAGGAUUUUAUCUGUAUCUCAGAAUUGGUUUAUACCCUAUUUAGUAUUCUUUUUGUUAAUCAAGUAAAAAGCAAGUUCUGACAAAUCUCUUGAAUUCCAUUGAUCGUAUAGAUGUGGUAUUGAUUCAAUCAGCAGCAUGUUAGAAACAAUAAGGAAAAAAAGUGACCGAGUGAGCUGUUCUCUGCUAAGACAGAAGAAUCGAUGCAUUGUAGAAGUGAAACAGAGCAGCAAGCUCACACUAUAAAUGUUGCAGUUUGUUUCUUUGGCAGAAUUGUGAAAGCUCUGUAAAGUGUCUUGGCUGUCAUACACUUGGAUCAGUCAAAAACAUCUAGCUUGAUACAAAAUGAGAUUUGUAUGGUUAUAGAGCGCUAAGGAUGAGGAGCCUGCAUAUUGUUUUCUGUCCGUUCUAGGGGUGUCAGCCUCUUACUGUUAGCAGACAAGUUCAUUACUUGGAGGAGCUGAGUUUGGGACUAAUACUCUUUUUUUUACUGGACUCCAUGCAUUCAAUAACUAUGAAUUUAAAAGAAGUGAUUUAGGAAGUGGAGCAGUAGGUCAGUUGUCAUACAGUAUGAGGUGGGAGAAAAAAAAAUACAGUGUUGUCACUGCCAGAGGUGUGAAAGAAAAGUCUUAAAGGGAUACUCUUUGAAGUUUUCUUCAGGAGGAAUACAAAUUGAGUCAUGUUCAACAGUUGAAGAUUUGUGUAUGUACAUCACCAAAAAUGCCAUUUAUUUCAGCAGUUAAAACAUUUGGUCCAGGAGUAAAAGUCAAAGUACAUUACUUAAUACAAAUCUCAGUGAGUAUAACACAAAAUCUUUGACUUGAUCAGCUGGCACAAUUUUUUAAGUAAUCGAAAGGCUUUUUCAAGAAAAAAAAGGAAAGCUUUUCUGAGGUCAGCAGGAAAACUUAAAUUGACCUGCAUGACGCUAUGUACUUCUUGUGAGCCUGCUCUAAUUUAUAUGAAGUCUGUCACUGGUAUUGCAGUCUGAGUGAUUACUUUGUUCUCAUGAUGAUUUCUUACUAAAUGGCAGAUUUGUAAUCUAGAAAGACAAAUAUUGCAGAGAACAGAUUGUUCUAACAACUGAAAAGAACCCCAGCUUUCUCUUCUGAAAUACCAGUCACUGAUUUUGUUUAAAUAAAUUCAUGACAAAAUCAUCUGUCUAAUUGCAUGUAUCAGUACUGAGGAUAUUGAUAACAUUACUGACUCAUAAUUAUGUUUUGGUGGUCCAUCCUCCUUUCUUGAAGAUUUUUGCUGUCGUAAUUCCUCUGUAAAACUUACUUAAUGUACUGUUCUGAUGAAGCUUUUUCACUGUUUCCUUAUCCCUUCUAAACUUGUCAUCUGGUAAAUCAAUACCAAAUUAACAUUUCAGAGAUUGAAAGAAAGAAGAAAAAAAUUUUCUGAAGGAAAAAAAUAAUCAUUAUACCUGUAACAAACAUUUCCCAGGCUUCUGGGAAGUUUUGCCACUUACAAUAAGAUGAGAAUUUAUUUCUAAACCUUUGAAUUUAUCUAGGUAAAUAAACAUUCUUCUAAGAAUUUCUUAUUAUAAUUCUUAAAUCUCUUAGCAUGGAUCAUAAACAAGAAUCAAAGCUUCAGGAGAAAAUUUUUCUAAAGCACAAGGAACAUGAAAAUACUAUCAUCUCUCAGUGAGGAUAGAGCACUUAGUUACCACUUCUGCAUUCAGAAAACCUGUUGACAAAUGCUGCCAUUUAAUAGCUGCUUUUAAAGAAGCUGCUCAGAUGUCUACUUAGAUGAAAAAGAUUCAGUGUCAACAUGUCCUCAUGCAGUUUACCAAUUUAUUUACCAAUAACUUUAAAAAAAAAGUGUGAAGGGCUGGUAAUCAAUAAAAACUACACACUAAAAUGUAUUGUUUUGGAUUUUUAAAAGAAAUUAUUGAAAAAGCUUCUUGUUAGAUGGAUGGUCCUUGUUUGCAACUGAUUAGCAUUGGUACCAUGGGUAGCAGAGUGAUUUUUAUUUUUCUUUUAUGCAAUUUGAUAACAAACCAAAAAUGUUUCUAGCUAUUAUUACUAGUGACUGCUAGUGUAGGAGAUUGCCCAUUAUAAGAAUGGUG